GUCCCGGUCCUUUGGCCUGGCUGAGAGUUCUUAUGGUCACUCCCGGAAGGGCAGCAGUGCUGGCGGCGAGGCCGCAUCCUAUGGCAACUUAGUGGACGCGCAGGACACCGACUAUAGUCACUUUAGUCAUUUCACUUCGAAGUUGACAGAUGCAGAUGGCAUGGAAGCCCAGGUUCAUACAGAGCCUGAGGUCCUCCAAUUGGAGCACCCGGAGCGCACCUUGGCGCGCACCGCCAGCGACCGGGAAUCCAUCAGCGAUGGCCUCGCGAGCCGUUCGCCGGGCUCGGGACGGCCGUCGGCGGCGCCGACGGUGACCACCGUGGCGAGGGCGGACCGCAGGGGCUCCCGCAGCGCGCCGUUGAUCAGCUUGGAGGAUCUUGAGAUUGAACAGGUGGAGCAGGCGGUCAUUGUGACGCCCACCAACCAGCUGAAGCAGAAACACCUGGUUUUUGCGAUGGUGCAUGAGGAGGAACAGCCUGUUUUAAAGCCGCAGCUCAAGUCCGUCCACUUCGUGGGGGUGGAUUCCAACGUGGCACCUGAGGAGAGCCCCAACCGAAACCGCCUCUCUACUGGAGCCGGACCCCUGCCUCCCAGAGAGGAGAAGGAAGUGGAAACUUCAGCCAGUAACGUCCCUUCAGAGGCUCCCGCUGGAUCAAAAUCCGCGAGUGGCACCUCUGAGUCGAAUGUCCAGGAUGUCCACAUAGAGCUGGAGAUCGAGGACAAGAAGACAGAGAGGCGCAGCUCCGGUUCAUCCUCCAAGUCGGCCAAGGGUUCUCCGCGCAUCAGUGAUGAGGAGGCCUUGGCCGCUUUGGAGGUGGCACAAUGGCCUCCUCCCAAAGAGAAACACGCGGAGAAGGUCUCCACUUCGGCCCCUGUGACCAUGGUUACUGGACGAUAUGUGGACGAGGACACCCCGGUCACGCCAUUGCCAUCGCCACCCAUCGCACCGGCCACGCCGGCGCCGGCGAUGACGCCGGGCGCCAGCCCGCCGCCGUCGGCGGCAGCUGCGGCAGCUGCAGCCGCUGCAGCCUGGACAGGUGCAGCCUCUGGUGCGCGUUCUGCCAUGGCAGCGGCUGGCAGCCGCGUGAGUAGCGGAGGGGCAGCUCUGGCCACCCUGGUAAGUCCCGAGCCAACCAACGGAAAAGAAGGCCUCGAGCGAGAGCAGCGAGAGCGAAAGCACUCGGUCUUCAGCGGUCGUUUUAUGCCGUUGUCUUUAUGGGCUCAAGCUGAAAGUGCCACCCCUCCGCAGUCCGGGCCGGGGUCGCCGGAGCAGAAGCAGGACGUGAAGUUCGAUGAUGACGAUGGAUCCUCGCCUUCGGUGACAGGCAUAGCGGCGGGCAUCCUGUGGGUCCGAGAAGCCGUGCCGACGCCGUCGGAUCAGAACGCCCUGCCGACGCCGCCCAUCGCGCCGGCGGAGCGCAACAAGGUCGCGGCUAGGGGAUCCUCGGCUCCGCCAGACCCCUGCCGAGCCAAAACAGAUGAUGAGGCAGAUAAAGGCCCACCCGUUUCUCUUCCUAGGCCCAUGUCUGCCGAUUCCAUGCCAGACAAGGAGCGGAAAACAGGCGUGUCCAGCGCCACCUUAAAGGUGCCCCGUGAGGACGACCGCGCGGGCAGCCUGAGCCCUUCCAGCCCUUCCAGCGCCUCCGGGAGCCGCGGGCGCCAGGGAGGCGGCCAAGCAGUUUUACCGUCGACCUCUAACCGGCACCUUUCGCCGAGUCCAGCGGUUGUUACGCAGGACUCCAAAGUGCUGCGAGACGAAUUACACAUUUCAAGGACGAAUUCGCGACCGCCGGCUGUGAAUGCGGCAGCGGCCGAAACGCCAAAAACCAAGGAGGAACGCGUUGAGGACCUGGAGGACUUACAACCGGCACCUUCAGCAGGGCCUGAUGAGCGCAUCUCCACAACGAGGAUGCCCUCGCUGAAGCAGACUGAAGUGGCCACUGAGGGCCUAUCCACGUCCUCAAGACAAGCAUCUCCCGCCGCUGUGGAGCCGUCUUCGGAAGAGCAGAGGCCAACGAAGGUGCGCUCUCGAGAGAGUGACAGCCACGGGAGCCUCGAAAGCGCUUCCCCGGAGCGCGAACGGCGCCACACACACUUUGUGGGCGCAGGUCCACAAAAAAGUCAAAGUCCGCCCACCAGCAGGAGUGGCAGUCGAAAAAGCUGCGCUGCAGGCCUCACUUCAACGGUCAGGCAGGACCUCCAGGACUUGCGUGCUGCCUACGCCCUGGAAGGCCUGUUGUCCGAUAGCUACGAAGCGCAUGGGGCGACUGGAGCAGGUGGAGUUGAGGCUGAAAAGUCUGGUUCACCUGCAGAGGAUUCCUUCGCAGCUCCAGUGGACUUCACUUUUGCCAUGACGCUGGAUGGAGAGGAUCCAGGGCCCACCAGAAGCGAGGAGGAAACCAUGGAGGAUGCCGCUCAAGCCUCUGGUGAUGGAUGGUGUGCCUCCACCUCCACGACUGCCGGACCUGAGAUUCGUUCCUGGAGGCGGGAGGACCUUUUGAAACCCAAGUCCGACGCGGCGACGGUGGAUUCCUUGGAGGUGAAUGUGAAGAGGUUUGAGCCUUGCAAAGAAGUCUACGAGCUGCGACCUCAAUUUUCCGCCGUUGUAGCCGCCCUUGGGAGCAGCCUGGGGGAAGCCAAUGGGUUUUGGGGUGUUUGGCCCAAUCUUGAGAAACACUCAGGAAUCACAGUUGGAUCCCAGUGGCCCAGAAGAGGCGACGAGAACUGGUGGCGUUUCAAUGGUGCGGAAUCCAAAACACCCGAGAUGUCACAGACGGCCUACGGCACCUUGGCAGGACAGCUGGUGGUGCUCUUGAAGAAGACCAUCCCUCGGAAGGACUGGAUGGAACGAGUCGCCAUGCGCCUCGCAAGCCUCGUGAGGAACCGCAAUGGCCGUGGUGGGCAGCUGAGUUCAUGCUGCCGAAUGGCGAUGGAAAUCCAGGGCUUUUCCAUUGCGGAAAUGCUCGAGUUUGAAUGGCUCCAAUUACCAGGACGCCCUGGAUUGUCUGAGACUUCAGGUAGCCCCAUGAAAGUGUCGAGGGCGGCUUCGGUGGCCAUGGCCGACCGACCGGUGGGCGAUGGUGACAAUACCUGUGUUCACGGGUCCCCGCGCCAUGGUGGCAUGGCAGCGCCGGAUGGGGAGACGCUGGCAGCGCUGUGUACCAUCAUCACCACCACCUCCCCGACGCCAUCGAAUCCAUCGACUGAGCUGAUCUUCUCGACCUUGGAGAGUCUGGCUGAGUAUGCGCCUGAGUUGCUCGAGUGUCGCCACAUCAUCGUCUGCGAUGGCUAUAAAUGCGCCAGCGACAGCAAGUUUCGCAGUGGGGUGGUCACGGCGGAGCGAGCCCAUGCCUACGAACAAUACAUGGAUAUCCUGGAGCUCCAAGCGCAAAAAGCCUCCGAAGUCGAUCCCUCGGACGGCUCCCUGGAAGACCGACUGUGGCGAAAGGUCUGGGUGGUGCGGCUGGCGGAGCGACAGGGCUUCGGCUUUGCGGUGAAGGCAGCUUUGGAGUUGGUUCAGACGCGCUUCGUGUGCGUGAUGCAGCACGACCGCACCUUCAUGCGGCCUUUCCACGACGUCCUGCCCUUGUUGAAGGCGAUGAUGGCGGAUGAGCAGUUGAAAAUGGUGGGUUUGCCAACCACCACCAACGAUCCCAGCAAGUACAUCACCCAGGCCAUCACCAAGCUUGGGGAGAUGAAAGUCCAUCAUCCACCUUUCGAAAGUCUGGUGGUCACCUCCCCUGUGUGUCCACAGCUGCGCUUCAUCCCGAUGAUCAUGUGGCACGACUCCACACAUUUCGCUUCUACUGAGUACUAUCGCAGCUUCGUCUUCGGUCGCAGGCGGCGCCUGGUCACCAAGGGCGGAUUCAUCGAAGAUAAACUCGGCCAGGAGCAAGGAAUGGACCUGCGGAACAUUGGCUGGCGCAGUCAUGCGAACUACGGCACGUUUCUGUUGGACGACGGAGCCCCAGCGCCCGCACGGAUGGUGGGACAUUUGGAUGGAAAACGCUACCUGAGGAUCGCCGCCAAGAUGGCCCUGGAAGCCUCCGAACGCGCGCGCCACGCCGCCUCCUCGUCGCCCGAACGCGUCGGCACCGACGGCGACGCGGGCGGCGCGCUGGCGACGGACGAGCUGUUCCGGGCGCUGCGGUGA
Messenger RNA from Cladocopium goreaui, 4153 nucleotides. NCBI's taxonomy places the organism in Eukaryota, Dinophyceae, Suessiales, Symbiodiniaceae. The record is from the annotation of a GenBank genome assembly.